Molecule: messenger RNA, 1212 nt
Organism: Triticum dicoccoides
Lineage: Eukaryota; Viridiplantae; Streptophyta; Magnoliopsida; Poales; Poaceae
Product: E3 ubiquitin-protein ligase CHIP-like
Exons: 8
Coding region: 177-1001 (274 amino acids)
Biological process (GO): cellular response to misfolded protein; protein polyubiquitination; proteasome-mediated ubiquitin-dependent protein catabolic process
Cellular component (GO): cytoplasm
Molecular function (GO): ubiquitin protein ligase activity; protein-folding chaperone binding
Source: RefSeq, a predicted model, not a curated record
GAAAAACGCACCCCAGGUUUUCCUCGUCUCGCGUUCGGGGGAUCGAUACAAAUUCGAAAGGGGAAGAAGCCUCGAGGCGCACGCGACGAUUUUUCCAGACCCAAAUCUCCCCCCAUUCUCCCACCCAUCCACCAACCCCGUUCCUUCCUCGCCGGCACGAAGCCAGGCCGCCGGAGAUGUCGCCGGCGGCGGACAGCGCAUCGGGAUCGAAGCGGCAGGCGGAGCUGCUCAAGCAGGAGGGCAACACCUGCUUCAAGAAGGACCGCAUCAGCGCCGCCAUCGACGCCUACACCGGGGCUAUAGCUCUCUGCCAAAAUGUUGCAGUAUACUGGACCAACCGAGCACUGUGCUAUAAGAAGCGGAAUGAGUGGGCUAAGGUUGAGGAAGAUUGUAGAAUGGCUAUCCAUUAUGACAGCCACUCCGUUAAGGCGCAUUACAUGCUUGGGCUUGCACUUCUCAACAGGCAGGAAUUGGCUGGAGGAAUAAAAGCACUAGAAAAGUCUUUGGAGCUUGGAAGGGGUGCACAUCCUGCAAGCUAUAUGGUUGAAGAGAUAUGGCAAGAGCUUUCUAAAGCAAAAUACAUUGAAUGGGAAGGCCUAUCAAAAAUGCGAUCCUCUCAAUUGCAUAAACUGAAUGCAACAUGUAAAGAAGCUCUAAAGAGCUAUAAUAGCCUUGAUAAUCCAACUGGAGACAUGUCUGAAGAGCAUCUAAAUGAGCUAGACGAAGUUUUCAGGAAAGCUGCAAAGGCCGAUACUCCAACAGAAGUUCCUGACCAUCUCUGCUGCAAGAUUACACUUGAUAUCUUCAGGGAUCCAGUGAUCACUCCAAGCGGAAUUACUUAUGAGAGGGCUGUGAUUCUUGACCAUUUAAACAGGGUUGGGAAAUUUGACCCUGUGACCCGUGAACCACUGGAACCAUUCCAACUAAUAUCAAACCUCGCCGUCAAGGAGGCUGUAGAUGUAUUUUUGAAGGAACAUGGUUGGGCUUACAAGAUCAGGUGAUUGAUUUGUACAAUUGAAUUGGUAGGGUACACCUUGAUUGGAAGAUUGGCAAUACAUAGUUCUGUUGUUCUGUUGACAUCAAGGAAGUUGUACAUACUUUCGAGUGUUGUUAAAUUGGAUUGGAUCAUACAUAGAACUUGUCAUGGGUACAUGUGUAAGGAAAUAGACAUGUGGGUUUAGCAAGUGCAAUUGCUGAUAUCUUGACAUCCUU